This is a messenger RNA of Rattus rattus (black rat), 2173 nucleotides long. RefSeq names its product sperm tail PG-rich repeat containing 2 (gene Stpg2). Lineage: Eukaryota; Metazoa; Chordata; Mammalia; Rodentia; Muridae. Bases 209 to 2173 code for a protein of 654 amino acids. The record is from RefSeq and is a predicted model, not a curated record. The transcript is spliced from 15 exons.
CGCGAGUGCAGAGUUGAACGCUGGUAGGCGGCGACUCUGGCCGCUGUCCUCUCCACUUUACCUCUGUGCCAGAGGACCCGGGGGAAAGCUGUCGCCACUGAGCCAGUCAGCAUGCAGCUCGCACACUACCUCCGUGUCUAGGGACAACGCAGGCCUCCUGCGAUCGCCUGUCUGGUUUUCGGUUCCGUGAGCCCAGCCCCUCAUCACUAUGUACGACCGUGCUCCCCGCUGGCUCGACUUAGCCAACCGGGGCGGCACCGAGGAGCACGUGGGUCCUGGGACCUACCAGGUACCUUUUCCUAAGCAGCAGGCCACAGGUUGCUAUGCACCGUUUCUUUCUUUGAGUUCUAAAAAAGAUGCUUAUGUUGUCUCCUCUGACCCUGAGAAAGCCGUUCCAGGUCCAGCGCACUACAAUGUGUCCCAAGCACAGUAUAAAAUAAAAGGAGGCCGCACUCUGCAAAACCGAGAGAAGCGAUUUAAGAAACUUAUUCCGGAUGGUCCAGGACCUGCAAGCUACGACUGCCCUUACCUUGGGACACUAUGUAUCAGAAUCAGACAGAAAAUCUGUAGGAAACGUGCAGUUUCCAGAAGCCUUGACAUCCCUUCAAUUCCCUCUUCUGGAAAGUCGCAUGGGUAUCAUCUCAAUGAUGACGACACUAUUAUGAGACGCACCCCACCUUCUAGUGACAAGACGAUGGGUCCGGCGUACUACAAUCCUCAGUUUGAUUAUCCUAAAGCAAGUUUGAAAUAUAAAGGUGUAAAUUUUGGCAUUGCUUCAGGAAGACAAGAAUUGCUCAAAUAUUCAGGCCCUGGCCCUGGACACUAUGAUAUCAUCCAGAAAAGGAAACUACAUUAUGAAAAUAUUAACAUCAAGCGAGAUCAACAGCACUACUAUUAUACAUAUGUUCCGCGGCUGUAUGAAGAGAUAGCAUUGCAGGAAGAAAAAAAGGGAGUACCAGGACCUGGAAAGUACAACAUUAAAAGUCAAUUUGACCAAGUAAAGUCCAUGUCAGCAAUUGUGGACGCUUCAUCUCUUCUUUUCUUUCCUGAAACAGAGAGAUUUGAACCUAUCAAAUCGUCUACCCCAGCUCCUGGCACGUAUAAUGAAACACGAACUGCUUUCAAGGUCCCAAAGAAAAGAUCAGGACUGUUUUCACCAUUUGGUCAAAGAGCUGCCCGAUUCACAGAGGAUUACAAGGCCCACGAACUACCAGGUCCUGGCUUUUAUGAUAUCUCAACCAACAUUGUAAAAGCCCAGGUUAAAAAACCCCACUUGAAGAAAAAAAUGAAAACUGGAUUUGGUUCUUCUGUGCCUCGAGCUCUGUUCGCAGUUCAGGAAAAAGCCUUCACUGGCCCUGGGCCCAGUGAUUAUCAGGUGGUUGGAGGAAUUCAUGAUGAAUUACCUAACUUGGUGAACAAAUACGCUGCUUUCUUGUCAAGAGAAGAAAGAACUACACCAGUGCAAGAAAUGAUUUUUCCAGCUCCUGGCUGCUAUGAUGUUCAGAAAUCAUACGAUAUGUCCCAAGUUCAACAUAACUACAUGCCGCCUCGUAGUUCAGUGGCUAAACAAAGGCAUUCCUCUUUCCUGAGUGCAGCUCCUCGGUGCCUGGGGAAAAUCACUGACGGGCCAGGUCAGAGAAGCAAGAGAAGCCACAGGUCCAGCGCUAAGUCAGUCACUGUGUAUUCAGCCUGUAUUUACACAGCAAAGCCAGACAGACGACAGGAAGAGUAUCAAAUGUUUUGUCACGAUUUGAGUCGCUGCACGAAGGAAAACACCACACAGAAGAUCCGGUGUGGAUCCCAGACACUGAAAGCAGCUGUAAGAUUGAAAUUGCCUUGGAGACCCAAAGAUGUGAAAGAUGCCAGAGCUGAGGGGUCCCUGUCGAGGAGAGCUGCUAACAGAGCGUGGACCCAGCCCGGGAGGAAGAAGUUUGCUGCAGUCAACAAAGAGAAUAGCCACUUUACAGUUGCUGGGGUUCAAGAAGAUUUAACAGUGCAAACUUCAGAUAGUGAGAAUGGAGAGCAAAGCUACGGUGAUGGAGCAAGGGGCCCAGAGAGCCAAUGGACUGGCCAAGAGCGUAAACUUUGGAAUGGCCUCCCAGAACUGAGUCACUUUGCCACGGACUCUCUGCGGUCCCCAACACCUUCUGCAGUGAUGCCCGAGCUUGUGUAA